AUAGAAUAACUGUACUAAGUGACACAUAAUUAUAACGCCUGUGUGUAUAGACUAUAGUCAUACUAACAAUGUACAGUUGUACGUACAGUCUACCUAUAAUUUCUGUAUUGAAAGGUAUCUGUAUUGUAUAGAGCUAUUUCAUGUGACGUCACAGUCACGUGAAAAAUGCCUAGUCAGCCAUGUUGGUGUACAGAUAUUCAUAAUAUCACAGCCAAAAAGAAGGGUGGGGCUCACCAUAGAUACUAUAAAUCACAGUCAUGGUUUUGUGCGUAGUGAUAGGCUGCUCGAAGCGCUCUGGGCGAGAUAAAGAAGUAUCCUUCUAUAGAAUUCCUGCUAUAAUAAAUGGCAGGAGUGCUGUUGAGAAAGAGCUCAGUAAAAAAAGGAGAAACGGAUUUCUGGCUGCCAUUUCACGAGAAGGUCUCACCAAUAAGAUAUUGGUGAACGAUCGAAUUUGUUCAAGACAUUUCAUUUCUGGGAAGCCCGCCUAUCUUUUUGAUAAGAAUAAUCCUGACUGGCUGCCUUCCUUACACCUUGGCCAUGAGAAACAAAUGAUUGCUGAUGUCUCAAGAUGGGAGAGAGCCAAAAAAAGGAGCAGCAGCUUACUACCGAUUUACUCUGAUGCUGUUGAUGAUGAUGCGAGCGCGAGUGCGAGUUUACCUGUAGAUGGGAGUGCGAUUGUACCUGUGGACAAUGAUGAGAACCAAGCGAGUGCGAGUGUACCUAUACUAAUAGACAGUGAUGAGAACCGUGCGAGUGCGAGUGUACCUGUAGAUGAGAACAGUGCGUGUGCAUAUACACAAACAGAAGAAUCAUCCAGUGUUGUUGAUUUAAGGAAGAAGUUAACCGAUUGCCGUAGCAUUAUUGAAGAUAUGUCUAAGAGGCUUAGCGAAGUAUUGCCACCCUUUUGUAUAAGAUCUCUUCAGAAAGACGAUGAUGUCCGGUUCUAUACAGGAUUGCCCAAUGCCAGAGUAUUGAAAGCAGUUUUUGAUCAUGUUACAGCAUCACAAACCUGUUUAGACACAUGCCAAAAACUUUCUUCUUUCCAACAGUUUGUGCUUGUGAUGAUGAAAAUUCGUUUGAAUUGUCCGAAUCAGGAUAUUGCGUUUCGAUUUGAUGUUUCUACUGCAACUGUGUCUCGAUUAUUAUUGAAAUGGUUAAUCACAAUGGAUAUUCGACUCAACAAGUUGAUUGUGUGGCCUGUGUUGAACAGUACACCAUGCGUGGGCGGAUGGAUGAAAUGGAUCACGUGAUGAAAUAGCUCUAUA
This is a messenger RNA of Halichondria panicea, 1265 nucleotides long. RefSeq lists its product as uncharacterized. Bases 258 to 1250 code for a protein of 330 amino acids. NCBI's taxonomy places the organism in Eukaryota, Metazoa, Porifera, Demospongiae, Suberitida, Halichondriidae. The record is from RefSeq and is a predicted model, not a curated record. The transcript is spliced from 2 exons.